This is a messenger RNA of Carassius auratus (goldfish), 3802 nucleotides long. Its product is annotated as anoctamin-6-like. The coding region runs from base 220 to 2967 and encodes 915 amino acids. The transcript has 20 exons. The record is from RefSeq and is a predicted model, not a curated record. Lineage: Eukaryota; Metazoa; Chordata; Actinopteri; Cypriniformes; Cyprinidae. Gene Ontology annotation, cellular component: plasma membrane. Gene Ontology annotation, biological process: chloride transmembrane transport; calcium activated phosphatidylcholine scrambling; calcium activated phosphatidylserine scrambling. Gene Ontology annotation, molecular function: protein dimerization activity; chloride channel activity.
UUUGCAAUGCAUAUACCCCGAAACCUUCUUCCGACCCCACCUACUUUCAGCAAGUUCAGACUGGCAGAGAAACUUCACGCACUUGGUUCUUUCUCUCUCUCUCUGUGAUUUCUAAUGUGUGUUUCUGGUGCGUGUCUCUGCUGUAUAUUCUCCUGUGAUCAUCUGUUACCUGCUGCGUUGAUUUCUCAAUAAGUUUGUGACGAGUUUAAAGUCGCAGAGAUGAGUGAAGCAGAAGAUAAUGACAUUCUUGAGCUGGACUCAGAAACGGAAAAUGGAGACGUGGAGAUGAAUUUAUUGACAGAUAUGGUUUAUUCUGAAGAGCUGCCAACAUACAAAUCUAUGCCAAAAGGUCAAGCUGUGCCAAAAGUGGAACGGGCUGAAUUCAACGGUAACCCUGAUUCACUAUUUUUCAACGAUGGAAAGAGAAGAAUUGACUUUGUUUUGGUCUAUGAGGAUGAGUCUAAAAAUGCAUCUGAGAAGAAAGCCUCAUUUGUGAAGAGAAGAAAAAAACGCAGAGAGUUUUUCGAAGGAAGCCUGAUGAAUAUGGGUGUGGAAUUGGAAGCGGCACAAUCUGUAGUGGAUGAGAAGCUUAUCUAUGUGAAAGUACACAUGCCUUUUGAGGUUUUGUGCACUUAUGCUGAAGUCAUGCACAUCAAACUGCCCAUCCAGCCCAACGAUCUGGCCCCGCAGUCGUCAACGUACAACUGCUUCACGCGCCACUUCUACCCCAGCGAGGACGUCAUUGCCAAGGAGCCCGACUUCUUCACAGCUCCUUUCAGGAAGGAUCAGCUGAAGUGUUUUUAUGUGAAGGACAGGGAGCAGUUCUUCACGCCGGCCGUGAGGAGCAGAAUGGCGUACUACAUCCUCACCCGAGCGCCGUAUGAAGUCAGAGGAAACGUGAAGAAGUUUGGCAUCAGUAAGCUGCUGGAUGGAGCCGUGUAUAAGGCUGCGUAUCCUUUACAUGAUUGCAGAUUUAAUGUGAAAUCUAAAGAGCCCCACUGCCCUAAUGAGCGGUUUCUGCUGUAUAAUGAGUGGGCUCAUCCCAAGAGCUUCUACAAGAUGCAGCCGCUGGAUCUGAUCAGGAAGUAUUUUGGUGAGAAGGUUGGCAUUUAUUUCGCCUGGUUGGGUUUCUACACCUUCAUGUUGGCUCUAGCUGCGGCAGUCGGAUUCUGUUGUUUUAUAUAUGGAUACGGGACCAGAGAGAGCAACACAUGGAGCAAAGAGGUGUGUGACCCUCAGAUUGGUGGAGAAAUCAUUAUGUGUCCGCAGUGUGAUAAAAUCUGUCCGUACUGGAGGCUGAACACCACGUGCGAGUCGUCUAAAAGACUAUGUGUAUUCGAUAACUAUGGGACAUUAGUGUUUGCAAUCUUCAUGUCUGUUUGGGUGACUCUGUUUCUGGAGUUCUGGAAGCGCUAUCAGGCCGAACUGGAGCACGACUGGGACACGGUGGAGUUUCUUCAGCAGGAGGAACAGCCUCGACCCGAAUACGAGGCCAAAUGCAUCUAUGAGAGAGAGAACCCUGUUACACGGGAGAAAGAGAAGGUGCCGCACACAGCCUGCGGGAAAUGCAUGAGAGUGUCGUGUGGCAUCAGCACUGUGUUAUUCUGGGUUCUGUUGAUCAUAGCGUCGGUGGUCGGCGUGAUCGUGUAUCGUCUGGCCAUGUUUAUCACUUUCUCUUCGAACAUGCACAUUGAACUGAACAACAAGGAGCUGGAGCCGUUCAAAGAGUAUGUCACCCCUCAGAUGGCCACGUCCAUCACGUCCUCCAUCAUCAGCUUCAUCAUCAUCAUGAUUCUCAAUAACGUCUACGAGAAAGUGGCCAUCUGGAUCACAGACUUCGAGCUUCCACGGACCAAAACAGAGUACGAGAACAGCCUGACGCUGAAGAUGUUCCUCUUUCAGUUUGUGAACUAUUACUCGUCCUGCUUCUACAUCGCUUUCUUCAAAGGGAAGGUGGUGGGAUAUCCGGGAAAGCCCGUCUACUGGUUUGGUGCUUUCCGCAAUGAGGAGUGUGAUCCUGGCGGCUGUCUGACUGAACUGACCACACAGCUGUCAAUCAUCAUGACAGGAAAGGCUGUCUGGAACAACAUACAGGAAGUCCUAGUGCCGUGGGUGAAGAAUCUGAUAUUUCGCCAUUGCACCCAGGUGGGUUCAGAAAAAGUGAUUCCUCGCUGGGAACAGGACUAUCAACUCCAGCCGAUAGGAAAGCUUGGCUUGUUUUAUGAAUAUCUGGAGAUGGUGAUCCAGUUUGGUUUCGUGACUCUGUUUGUGGCGUCGUUCCCGUUGGCUCCUCUCCUGGCGUUGUUUAACAAUCUGUGUGAAAUCCGCGUGGACGCCUGGAAGUUCACGACUCAGUCUCGACGGGUCGUUCCAGAAAAGGCCCAAGACAUCGGCGCCUGGCAGCCCAUCCUGCAGGGGGUGGCAAUUCUAGCCGUGGCCACAAAUGCUGCCAUCAUUGCCUUCACCUCUGACAUGAUCCCGCGGCUGGUUUACUACUGGGCGUUUUCUGUCAGCCCUUAUUCAGAUGGAUCACGACACACUAUGAAGGGCUUCAUCGACAGCUCGCUCUCUGUCUUCAACAUUAGCCACUUCAAUAACAAGAUCAAACCUGAUGUAGACACACCGUACUGGUUCAACAACAGCACUACAUGCCGGUAUCGUGAUUUCAGGAAUCCUCCCGGUCAUCCUUAUCAAUAUGAGUACAGUAUACAUUAUUGGCACGUUAUUGCUGCCAAACUGGCUUUUAUGAUUGUGGUUGAGCACAUUGUUUAUUUCACAAAGUUCAUACUGGCCUACAUGAUCCCGGACGUACCGGAGGCUCUGAAGGAGCAGAUCAAACGCGAGCGUUACCUGACGCAGGUCAUCCUGCACGAAACCAACAUCAGACACUUCAAGGAGCUCAUGAAGCCCAUUGCUGACAAUCUGGAGGAUGAGAUUGAAGAACCAGAGUUGGAUCUGAGACUGUGAAUCCUUAAAAUGAACACUCUGAAACGACAUCAGUUACCGUCCUUCACCUUAAUGCCUGAACUGAACACCAUCUUGACCAACAAACAUGACCAAGAAUGUUUGCACUUCUCAUGCUGAGUGCUGUAUAAGAUGCUCAUGGUAUCUGGAUGAUGUGAUUCACUUGCUGCAGAUAAAACUUUAACCACUAAGUUUAAUAUUUUCAGAAAUGUUAUGGGUGAGAAACAUCAUUAUAAGCUUCAGUUUGUUGCAGACAGCAACUAAAAAUGAUCAGCCUUAGUUCUGACAAUACAUUUGAUGAAUAUUGUUACAUAUUAUCAAAACCAGAUAUGUGAUCAUAAACCACUUUUUAUUAAAAUAAUGCUCAUUAUCUGGUUUAAAACAAUAUAUUUAAUUUUAAGUAUUAUGCUGACAAAUCAAGUUUUUUGCAGAGUUUAAAUAAAAAAACUUAAUUAACAAUGCACAAUGUUUUUUAAAAUAACCUAUACUAUCAAAAAAAUGUAAUUCCAUUUAUUUUGGACAUUCGUGUACCAGGGUGUUUGUAUAACUGUAUGAAUGUGAUGUUUAUAAUUAAGGUUUAUUAUGGUAAUUUGGUAUUACCUUGGAAAACAUCAUUGUACUAUGGUACUUAUCACACAUGCUAAUGUAAGCAUAAGACGGCAUAAAUUAAAUUUUGUAUUAAUAUUUUAAGCCAGCUUACAUUUCAGUCAUGCUCUGUAUGUGAAUUUUUACCGUUUUGUGUUACCAAUUUGUACAAUACGUUUACACGUAUAUACAUACUUAUAUUUGCACAUAUUGACUACAACAUUUUUAUAUAUAAAAAAUAAAUGGUUGAUGU